Molecule: messenger RNA, 3082 nt
Organism: Archocentrus centrarchus (flier cichlid)
Lineage: Eukaryota; Metazoa; Chordata; Actinopteri; Cichliformes; Cichlidae
Gene: lims2
Product: LIM and senescent cell antigen-like domains 2
Exons: 11
Coding region: 137-1357 (406 amino acids)
Biological process (GO): positive regulation of integrin-mediated signaling pathway; cell-cell adhesion; positive regulation of substrate adhesion-dependent cell spreading
Cellular component (GO): focal adhesion; cell-cell junction; cytoplasm
Source: RefSeq, a predicted model, not a curated record
CUGCUUACUGCAUUCCUGCUGCUGGAAACUAACGCUGAAGCAUCCCAAAGUAUUUUUGCUGGAGUGUAAGGAGUUUUGACAGCACUUCCUUUGGGCGGGUGUUAGACAGACUUUUUACAGUUCACGCCGUUGGUAGAUGAGCAUGGAUAUGAAUGGACGUAGAAUACCACCGUCAAUACCCGAGGAUGGCGAAGUUUUACACCACGGUCUUCACGGGGAGAUGAAUGGUUAUCACCAGAGGCUUCAGGGUGGUGAUGGAGGAGAGGAUGAAGUCCCUGUGUCCAAAUCACAAAGGCGAAAGAGCGAUGUGAAAGUCUAUAAGGAGUUUUGUGAUUUUUAUGCUCGCUACAACAUGGCCAAUGCGCUGGCCAAUGCCAUGUGUGAGCGCUGCAAGAGUGGCUUUGACCCGGUCGAGAAGAUAGUGAACAGUAAUGGGGAACUUUAUCAUGAGCAGUGCUUCGUGUGCGCCCAGUGUUUCCAGCAGUUCCCAGAGGGGCUCUUCUAUGAGUUUGAAGGCAGGAAGUACUGUGAGCAUGACUUCCAGAUGCUCUUUGCUCCUUGCUGCCACCAGUGUGGUGAGUUCAUUAUUGGCCGUGUGAUCAAGGCAAUGAACAACAGUUGGCAUCCAGACUGCUUCUGCUGUGAUAUCUGCCAGGCUGUGCUCGCAGAUGUUGGAUUUGUUAAGAAUGCUGGAAGGCAUCUGUGCCGCCCAUGUCACAACAGGGAGAAAGCCCGGGGCCUCGGCAAGUACAUCUGCCAGAAGUGUCACGCCAUUAUUGAGGAGCAGCCUCUGCUCUUCAAGAAUGACCCAUACCACCCUGAUCAUUUCAACUGCAACAACUGCGGUAAGGAGCUGACAGCUGAUGCCAGGGAGCUCAAGGGGGAGCUCUACUGUCUACCCUGCCACGACAAGAUGGGUGUCCCGAUCUGCGGAGCCUGUAGGAGACCCAUUGAGGGCCGAGUGGUUAAUGCAAUGGGCAAGCAGUGGCAUGUGGAGCAUCAUGUGUGCACUGUGUGUGAGCGCCCAUUUCAGGGCCACCCAUUUUAUGAGCGAGGUGGUCGUGCCUAUUGUGAGAGACACUUUGAUAUGCUGUUCGGGGAUGUUUGCUACCACUGCAAUCGUGUUAUUGAAGGAGAUGUGGUGUCUGCACUUAACAAGGCGUGGUGUGUCAACUGUUUUGCCUGCUCUACCUGCAACACCAAGCUCACCCUCAAGGAUAAGUUUGUGGAGGUGGAUCUGAAACCGGUGUGCAAACACUGCUAUGAACGCCUCCCCGAUGACAUGAAACGCCGGCUGGCCAAGCGAGAACGAGACUCAAAAGAGAAGAAGAAGAAAUUGAUACCCAUGUGUCUGUGAUCCCCUCUUUCUCCUUUCUCCUCGCUUCAGCAGAUUUUCCUUUGGAACAAGUUUGUGGAGUUUGAUAUGAAGCCGGUGUGUAAGAAGUGCUAUGAGAAAUUCCCUCUGGAGCUGAAGAAGAGACUGAAAAAGCUGUCUGAAACUGUUGCAAGGAAGUAAAAACACAGUGGAACAGCUAGAGAGGGAGAGGCAGAUGAGAGCGCAAGGUGGCCACGUGCAAGCCCAGAAUUACAAUAAAGAAUUUGUGUGUCUUAUAUAAGUGGUAUAUUGCAUUUAGGUUGGUUAUUUCAGUGACAGCUAGAAAGCAUUGAUCUUCAAUUUCAUGUGCCUGAACCUGGCAGCUCUACAGUUAAACUGUUAUUCAGCUUUAACUUGCUCGGUGCCUUGUAUCAUUUUUGCAAAAAUGCUGCACUGUAUGCUUUACACAUGCUUGCUGAUUCCCUAUAAUUAAUAAUAUAUGAGUUUUAAGAGAACAUAGAAUUCUGGAAAUAAUAUGAUGAUUUGAAAGCAUUGCUGCCAGCUUGUCUUGUGAUGCCAAAAACCCAUUAUUGACAGAUGUUACUGCUUUAUCUCUGAAAUAAUCAAAUAAGCCCAAAGAAAAAAAUGUCCUGAAUGUGUAUAUAACCUUAAAUGUUUCCAACUUGUAUCAUUUUAGAUAUUAAUAGUGUUUAUUUCCAUUAAUAUUAUGCACAAUAAGUAUGUUAUGGGCCUAUAAUUUUUUUUGUUUGCACCUACAAUAUAAUAUUAUACAACAUGCUAUAGCGGUGGACUCGAACAUCACCUGCAGUGUGUUGGAUUGCCUUGUUACUGUAUGUGCUGUGCAUCUUUGUGUGACACAAUCUCUGUGCAAAAACUGGUAUUUAUUCAGCAUUUUUUAAGUUGGCGUUUACAAUCUAAAAUAAUCCAGUACAUCCCCAGUACUGAGGGUGAGAUUUUGAUUUACUGUCUGUCAUUUAAAGUAAAUACAUGUGAUUGAAUAACUGUUACCUGUCAGUGUUCUACACAGCACCCCCCCCCCCCCCCCCCCCCUCCCAAACAAAUACUGAACAUAACAAGUGCCCAAGCCACAGGAUUUAUUGAAUGGUUACUGCAAACUCAGUUUGUGUUACAGCAUGACAGCUUGUGGCAUGUACAGAGACCGGAUGUGGGAUUGAUGCUGAACAUUCGAAUGUUUCCUCUGUUGUUUGCAAACCACGGAAUGUGAUCCUCUUAAGGAGUUGUACCGACUUCCUCAGGGCUCAGACCCACUUAGGAAAAAAAGCCAAACUGGUCUCAUUCUGCAAAUGCUUCACAUGAGCUGCAUUUUAUUACAAAGCUUAGCUUUUAUAUACAAGCUCUAUGGAUAAACACAUUCCACUAUUUUAUCAUUAUAAAGUGUAUGUUACUGCUCCGCAUAUAGGUGCAGAUACCACAACUUUCCUUAUGUCAUAUGGAAGUAAAACUAUCCACUGGGCUGAUUGUUGUGAGGCAGAACUUCAGCACCAUGAGCUACAAAUAGUUCAGUGCAUGGUUUUAUUUGAUACUUUACUACUUGGGUGGACUUGGAUGACUCUGUGCAAACAGAUACUGCUCUGAUACUGGAUAUUAUCUUUGCAAUGUUUGCGAGCAAAUUUAUUCAUGUUAACACACCAAAGUGCAUGUUCUAGACUUGAAUGGAAAGUUAUUUUUAAUUAUAUUUAAGGUCAUUCUGGCAGUUCAUUGGAAUAAACACAUAUGUCAGUGCUA